GCCAUGGAAAUAUUACCAAGCUUAGCCAUGGUUGCAGUGGAGUGUUCACACGUUGUCAUAAGCAUUCUGUUCAAAGCUGCUUCUUUGAAGGGGCUGAGCUAUUACAUCUUCAUUGCCUACUGUUAUGUUUUAGGCACUUUGAUUUUCACCCUUUUGUUUCCUCCUUUGAAGUUCCCUCUCAUCUCUAGACUUUGCCUUCUUGGGAUUACAGGGUAUUUAGGUAUGAUCUGCGCGUAUAAAGGUAUAGAAGUGGGAUCUCCAACACUUGCAAUAGCCAUUAGCAACCUCACACCAGCUUUUACUUUCAUACUUGCUGUCUCCUUCAGGAUGGAAAAGGUGGAAUUCAGAAGAGCAGCAACUCAAGCUAAAAUCAUUGGCACCAUAACAUCAAUAUUUGGUGCAUUAAUCAUCACUUUUUACAAAGGCCCCAAAGUUUUUUCAUCUUCACCUUGGAUAUCAUCAUCAUCUGUUGUACAACUCCAAAGUCCUUUGCAGUCUUCUCAAUCAAAUUGGAUUGUUGGUGGCAUCCUUGAAGCUAUUGCAUAUCUUCUUUAUUCAUUCUGGUAUGUUAUCCAGGCGCAGGUAAUGAAGAUAUAUCCAGAAGAGAUUGUUGUAACUUUAUUUUACAACUUGUCUGUGGCCCUUUUAGCUAUACCAGUUUGCUUGAUAGCACCACAGCUGAGUUCUUGGGGAUUAACACAUAGUAUAUCAGUUGUUGCAGUCCUAUAUUCAGGGGCUUUUGGGUUCUCAUUUAACUCAUGUGUUCACACAUGGGGUGUACGCUUGAAGGGGCCUGUGUUUGUUGCAAUUUUCAGGCCGACCUCAAUUGUCAUAGCUGCUGUUAUGAGUGGCAUAUUCCUUGGUGAAGCGGUUUAUCUCGGAAGCGUGAUAGGGGCAGUGAUCAUAACCAGUGGUCUUUAUGCUGUAUUAUGGGGAAAAGCAAAAGAAGCAAAAGAAAUGGGAGAUGAAGAGCCCUGUGGCUCAAGCGGGUUAGGACCCUCGUCCGGUGGUAGGGUCCCUUUGCUCCAAAGCUAUAAAUGUUGAAGA
Hibiscus syriacus is the source of this 1047-nucleotide messenger RNA. Its product is annotated as WAT1-related protein At5g40240-like. The transcript is spliced from 7 exons. Gene Ontology annotation, molecular function: transmembrane transporter activity. Gene Ontology annotation, cellular component: plasma membrane. The record is from RefSeq and is a predicted model, not a curated record. Bases 4 to 1044 code for a protein of 346 amino acids. Lineage: Eukaryota; Viridiplantae; Streptophyta; Magnoliopsida; Malvales; Malvaceae.